AUGUCGAUAGCUAUGAACACCAAGGAUAAACAGAGGGAAACACAACAAAAGGGGAAGCACAUACAGUUCGACGAACCUGAGGUCGAUGAAACACGCCCUCGACUACGUCGGAGGCACUCACAUCCCCUGCGUCUCCAACUCCACAUACAAAGCGCAUCUGAUCUCCCGUUGCUGGGGCGUAGACGCAACCAACCCCCCAAUGUCUAUGUCAAAGUCCUACUUGAUGACAAGUUGUUCUUUCGGACGCGGACUAUCAAGGGAUCGAGGAAUCCCUCUUGGCACGAGAACAGUCCCUCCAUGGAGAUGGGCGAACAUGCGGUCAUUCAGCUACGCCUCAUGCACAGAACGCAGUGGCCAGGAAGUGACAUUUGCCUCGCCCGAUCUUCACAUUCCGUUCUAGAUAUCAUGCAACAACAACAGAUAUGCGACAAGGAGCAUGUCUUCGAGACAUCGCUUGAAAGCCAAGUUGACGGCUUCACGCCGAAGAUUUCCAUUGGACUUAGGGAGCUAGCAUCCGAGAAGCAUAUCCCAGAGCUAAUCUCUGAAGCGAAGGCCAGGGCGGAAGCCUACAGGAUUUCGUUGAUUAGCCUCACGCCUUCCCUCAAGGAUGCCUCGUCAAUGACUGAUAGUGACAACAGCCCAAGCACGUCAUCUAGUGGGCUGUCUGAAGUCAGCAUCGAAUCAGUUCCGCAGUGA
Molecule: messenger RNA, 696 nt
Organism: Pleurotus ostreatus (oyster mushroom)
Lineage: Eukaryota; Fungi; Basidiomycota; Agaricomycetes; Agaricales; Pleurotaceae
Exons: 5
Coding region: 1-696 (231 amino acids)
Source: RefSeq, a predicted model, not a curated record